Messenger RNA from Venturia canescens, 685 nucleotides. RefSeq names its product general odorant-binding protein 83a-like. NCBI's taxonomy places the organism in Eukaryota, Metazoa, Arthropoda, Insecta, Hymenoptera, Ichneumonidae. The coding region runs from base 85 to 489 and encodes 134 amino acids. Gene Ontology annotation, molecular function: odorant binding. The transcript is spliced from 7 exons. The record is from RefSeq and is a predicted model, not a curated record.
UGAACGGAAUAGACUUGUUUCCACGUUUUCCAAAAUCACUACUCGUUAUUUCUCGAUUAUAAAAAACUCUCGAAACGUACAAUCAUGUCGAUCCCAAUUGUUCUUGGAUUAUUAAUUUUGUGCCUUGCUGAUAUUGGUGCAAUUACCAACGAGAUGAAACAAAUGGCUCAAGUGUUGCACGACGCCUGUGUCGAAGAAACGGGUGUACAAGAGAGGCUUAUCGAAGAAUGCAGAAAAGGUGUAUUUUCGGAGGAUUCUAAUCUUAAGUGCUACAUAAAGUGCCUGAUGACGAAAGUACCUCUGAUGACCGAGGACGGUGACAUCGACGAGGAUUUCAUCAUCAAAGUGAUGCCUGCCGAGUUCAAGGAGAUCGCUAUUCCGGUAGUUCGCGCUUGCGGAACAGUCAAGGGAGCGGACCAUUGCGAGACAGCAUUUCUGACCAACAAAUGUUGGCAUUCUAAAUCACCUGAACACUAUUAUUUGGUGUAAAUCGAAGCAGUUUGCUGAUAACACUGCGGAAGGAGGCACUCGCUUAUCCUCGUCGGGGAAUCGAAUAAAUAUUCAUUGCUGUUGUUUGCUGCAACGUUUCGUCAAGGAUAAAAACGCAAUGAUCGAAAACGUGGAAAAGAGCGAGGGGGGAAAAAAAAAAAAUAAUAAAAAGCAUAAUUUUUAAGAAUAGAAAAAA